GGGUCUCAUGGACUAUGCUUUUGAGUUCAUCAUCAACAAUGGUGGUAUUGAUAGGGAGGAAGAUUACCCCUAUAAAGCUAGAGAUGGGACAUGCGACCAAUACAGGAAAAAUACAAAGGUUGUUAGAAUUGAUGAUUAUGAAGAUGUUCCUGAAAACAACGAGAAGGCAUUGCAAAAGGCAGUGGCAAAUCAACCCGUGAGUGUUGCCAUUGAAGCUGGUGGCAUGGCAUUCCAAUUCUAUGAUGAUGAGGCUUUGGUGGUGGGUUGUUUUUGUGGUGGUAGCGUUGGAACAGUGGUUGGUGGUGGUGUUCGGCUGUUGGGAAUAGACAAUGAAGUGGAAAGAAGUGAUAGUGUUUGGUGGUGA
This is a messenger RNA of Camellia sinensis, 364 nucleotides long. NCBI's taxonomy places the organism in Eukaryota, Viridiplantae, Streptophyta, Magnoliopsida, Ericales, Theaceae. The record is from RefSeq and is a predicted model, not a curated record.